This is a messenger RNA of Lasiosphaeria miniovina, 503 nucleotides long. RefSeq lists its product as uncharacterized. The transcript is spliced from 2 exons. Lineage: Eukaryota; Fungi; Ascomycota; Sordariomycetes; Sordariales; Lasiosphaeriaceae. Bases 67 to 351 code for a protein of 94 amino acids. The record is from RefSeq and is a predicted model, not a curated record.
CCUCAAGAGGCGGGAUACCCCACCCCCUCCCUCUUUCAAAACAUUGAAACAAAUAACGGCUGAUGGAUGGGCGCUAUCUCACGCAUCGCCUCCUCUUGCUUCAUGUACAUUUUCUUGAAGCAAGUAGUUACACUGCCAACCUUUACUGUGGAGGACAACCCGCCAAAUCCUCACAAUCUCAGCCCACCCAGGACCGACCAAGAUGGUGCUGUUCACCCACUUAUAGCCCAGGCACAUACCCCAAUACCUGGCUUGCUGGUGUUUGUGCUUUCCAAUAAACAAUGGAGAGCACAAGAGAUACUCGAUUUUAAUAUUCCUGGUCUCAGAUCGAUUCUCCUAAGUGCGAAGUGAGCGGCCCGGCUUUACCAUUGCACAAAAUCACGGCGACGUUCUGUGCUCAAGUAUCAACCCAUUUAUAGCUGCAAUCUGAUAUUCAGGCCAUGGAUGUUCACAAAUCAGUUCAAGGACUACUCGCAUCUCCAUUCUUACCUGGUAUCUUCCGA